Messenger RNA from Medioppia subpectinata, 2850 nucleotides. The record is from the annotation of a GenBank genome assembly. NCBI's taxonomy places the organism in Eukaryota, Metazoa, Arthropoda, Arachnida, Sarcoptiformes, Oppiidae.
AUGUCUGGCAAGAAUUUCGGUGCCGUUUCGUGUGAUAGUUGUAAGGCUUUCUUUAGGCGAAAUGCCGGCAAAUCUCAUAAUUGGAUUCUCACAGAAAAUCAAUUAUUGGAGAGAAAGCGAAAACUGGAGUUAAGAAAACAGAUGUGGAAACAAAAUAAACACUUUAUUAAUAAUUAUAACGACACGGAUGACACAACUCAAGAGAUAUUGCAUUUAGACAUGAAAUCCAUUACAGAUACUGAUGUCAACGCCUAUACCAAUAAUUCCGUACAAGAAUUAGAGUCAAUCAUCAAUUAUAAUGAUGUUUGCGGUGAACAGAAUCUGACAGAUAUUGCAAUACAAACACAAGAAUAUACAGAAUAUUAUGAUAACACCAUAAGACAGGAACCACAGCUACCGGUGCCCAUCGAGCGGCCCAUCACUGACUACAACAACAACUUCAAUGAGACUGAGUUCAGUCAUCUCAACGAAAUGAUGUUUGCAGUCAAUCACAUGCAACCAAACGGCGCGCCGGCGGUCACGUGGGAACCGAUUGGUAUGAAAGAGAUACUCAAGUGUUUUGUUACCAAAUACGAGUCGGACAUACCAUUGAUGGUCAAGAUGUGCCGCAGUUUGCGCUCGUUUAAUGGCCUGUGCGAGAGUGACCAGUUGUCACUUAUUAAGUACGGUGGUAUGGAAGUGCUUAUAUUGCGCAAUGUCAAGCUAUAUGACAGAAACUGUGCUAGUUGGAUUUUGGUCAUGUUAUCAUUAAUAUUGCUCUUCGAUCCAAACCGUCCGGACAUUGAACUGAAACACAUUGUAAAAUAUUUACAACUCAAAUAUCAAUCAGAAUCGGAGGCAAAUACACGACUACUAAGUCUAAUGAAGAUCUUUAAACACAUCCGAGAGAUGACCAAAACUAUUUACCUACCCGCAAUAAUUUCGGUGCCGUUACUUGAAUUUGUGUGUCUUUUUGACAACAAUUGCAAAAUCACUUCAAUUACCAGAAGAUUCUGUCGAACCUGUCGUUUAAGGAAGUGUUUUGAUGUCGGAAUGAAAGAGGAUUGGAUACUUUCUGAAGAGGACAAGAAUGAGAGGCGACUUAAAAAGGAGUUUAAACGACAGCAACAGAUGAAACUCAUCGAUGAGAGUAUUACUAAAGACACUGGAAGUGCUGACAUUUGCUCUUCAGAUAUGACCGUCACGUCCACCACCGGUAGUGACAGCACAAGUGAUGGUCAAACAUCACGUGAUAGUAACAGUAUUACAAUUACUGAGAAUAAUAUCACAUCAGACAUAGAUGUGGUUAACUAUAACCCGCCAAUCGCUACCAUCGACCGACCCAUCGAUGACUAUAACCCAAAGACAUUUAACGAGAUUGAGUCCAAUCACAUCCGUGAACUGUUGUCCGCAACCAAUCAUUUACUGCUACAUUACGUACCGAUAAUCACAUCGGAGUUCAUGUCUUACGAUGAGUACAAGGAUGCGUUACUCUGGAAAUGGGAGGGCGAUAUACCAAUGCUAACAAAUAUGGCCAAAAACCUACACGGCUUUAAUACUCUAUGCGAGAGUGACCAGAUUAGCUUAUUGAAACACGGAGCACUCGAGAUGAUUAUAUUGCGAUUUACCAUCGGUUAUGAUAAGAACAAAAAUGACUGGAUUGCAGUCCAGGGUAAUAAAGCCAGAUCUAGCCUGGUGUUCUGGAAACAGGGUGAUCUGGACCCUAAAUUUGAUGGACACGUUAAUAUCUUAACCUCAAUGUUAAACUUUUGGGAUGGAGACCCGUUUAUUAUUAAUUUGUUGACGGCUAUAUCGGUAUUCAACCCAAACCGGCAAAACCUCAUAAACAGACAGGCAAUUAAAUUUCAACGCCACUGUUAUAUGCAUUUAUUGAAGAGAUAUUUGCUAUUAAAAUACGGGUCCGACUGUGAGUCAUCAAUCUGCGGAGAUAAAGCUCAAGGCAGGAAUUUCGGGGAAUUUAUGUGUCUUUUUGACGACAAUUGCAAAAUCACUUUAAUUACCAGAAGAUUCUGUCGGACGUGUCGUUUAAGGAAGUGUUUUGAUGUCGGGAUGAUUGAGGAUUGGAUACUCACUGAAGAGGACAAAACUGAAAGGAGACUCAAAAAGGAGUUUAAACUACAAAAUAAAAUGAGAUACAACACCAAUGCUUUCACCACAAACACUGGAAGUGAUACCAACUCCCUGUCAGACAUGUCCAUCACCUCAACCACCAGUAUUGACAGUACAAGUGAUGGUCAAACAUCACGUAAUGACAACUAUGAAGAUAAUAACAUCACGUCAGAUGUGGUUAACUAUAACGCCCCGAUCGCAGCCAUCAGCCGACCCAUCGAUGACUAUAACGCAAAGACAUUGAAUGAGAUUGAGUUCACUCACAUCCGGGAACUGUUGUCUGCGACCAAUCAUUUACAGCGACAUUACGUACCGAUUGUCACAUCAGAGCCCAUGUCUUACGAUGAAUUCAGGGAAGCGCUGAUUUAUAAAAGCGAGAGCGAUAUGUCAACGCUUGUAAACAUGGUCAAACAAUUGCACGGCUUUAAUACUCUAUGCGAGAGUGACCAGAUUAGCUUGUUGAAACACGGAGCUAUCGAGAUGAGUAUAUUGAGACUUACCAUUGGUUUCAAUAAGCUUGAUAACAGCUGGAUUGCAGUUCAGGGCAACAAAUCGAUCAAAUUUAGACUGGAGUACUGGAAACAAGCGAGUAAUAAUGAUAAGUUUGACGCUCAUUACAAUGUAUUUGCAUCUAUGCUAAACCAUUGGGAUCGAGACCCCGUUAUUAUGGACUUGUUGACGGCUAUAUCUGUAUUCAACCCAAACCGGCCGAACCUCAUGAAUAGACAGGCGAUUAAGUGA